This is a messenger RNA of Mucor mucedo, 1923 nucleotides long. RefSeq names its product muts domain V-domain-containing protein. Gene Ontology annotation, molecular function: ATP-dependent DNA damage sensor activity; ATP binding; mismatched DNA binding. NCBI's taxonomy places the organism in Eukaryota, Fungi, Mucoromycota, Mucoromycetes, Mucorales, Mucoraceae. Bases 1 to 1923 code for a protein of 640 amino acids. Gene Ontology annotation, biological process: mismatch repair; mitotic recombination. The record is from RefSeq and is a predicted model, not a curated record. Gene Ontology annotation, cellular component: nucleus. The transcript is spliced from 4 exons.
AUGAUGGCAGUCCAACUUUCUACUGGCCAUGUCAUUUAUGACGCAUUUCAGGAUACAUUUAUGCGAAGCGAGUUAGAAACAAGAUUGUUACAUAUUGAACCUAGUGAGAUGUUAAUAGCAGACAAUGUGACGCGUCCUACUGAGAAACUUGUAUCCCAUUUAAAUACAUUUGGUGAAGUGCGGAUUGAAAGAAUGGAUAACAUGUUUUCCAAUGAUUACAAUUCGGCAUUGACAUUUGUAUCGGAUUUUUAUGCUUCCACAUCUCUUUUACCCACAAUUGUCGAAUUACCGGAUAUUAUCAUAAAAACAUUGGCUUGUUUGAUUCGGUACCUGGAUGAAUUCAAGUUAUCAAGUAUCUUGAAAAAUACAACAUUUAGUCAUUUUAUAUCCGAAAGCCACAUGUUAUUAAACGCCAAUACAUUGGUCAACCUUGAGAUCUACAAAAAUAGUACCAAUGGCAAGGAACAAGGAUCGCUAUUUAGUAUCUUGAACCAUACGAGUACGAAAUUCGGUCAACGAUUAUUAAGACGAUGGGUGGGCAGACCUUUGCUAAAUGUCGAGAGAUUAAACCAACGCAUUGAUGCGGUCGAAGAAAUCAUCAGUACAGAACUAGUUCAAAAGAACCGUCUAGUCACACUAUUAAAGAAAUUACCAGAUAUUGAAAAAGGUUUAUGUCGUAUCCAUUACGGAAAGGCUUCACCCAAAGAACUUGUUGAAGUCUUGAACGCAUUUUAUAAGAUUUCAUCCUCCUUCUCUUCAAACGAACCACGAUUUAAGUCCGACUUGCUGAACACACUCCUCGAUAUUUUACCCACCAUCCAUACCGAUGUCCAAGAAUACUUGGAAGCUAUUCAUCCUGAUGUAGAAAAUAAGGCAGAUUUCUUUCGAUCCGAAGCACAAUGGCCCGAGAUACCGAAACAAAAGAACAAUAUAAAGUACAUUGAAGCCUUGCUACAGGAUCAUUUGACCGAAUUGAAACAAUCCACGGGCAUAUCCAAUUUAAAAUAUGUGACAGUAGCAGGCAUUGAAUACUUGAUAGAAGUGCCUAGCAAAGUAAAAGUACCCAAUCAAUGGCUCAAGAUCAGUAAUACCAAAUUAGUGUCUCGAUACCACGAUAAAUACAUUCUUCAGCAAUUGAAAGAACGUGAUCAACAUCGAGAGUUAUUAAGUAUGGAAGCAGAAAAAUCAUAUACGCAAUUUUUGGUGGACAUUUCUGCGAAAUAUCAAGAUUUUCGUCAAGUGGUAUCUAGUUUAGCACAACUGGAUUGUCUUUUAUCCUUGUCCAUCACAUCCAGUCAGUCGAAUUAUUGUAAGCCCAUCUUUGCAUCCACAAUAGACGUGAAGGACAGUCGACACCCGAUCAUCGAGCGCAAGGAAAGUAAUUAUGUACCCAACGACAUUCAAUUCACAGAGACACAACGAGCCAUGGUUUUGACAGGUCCCAAUAUGGGAGGUAAAAGUUCUUACGUGCGUCAGAUCGCCUCCAUCUGCAUCAUGGGACAACUCGGAUCCUAUGUACCUGCCAAAUCUGCCCGUCUCAGUAUCUUGGAUGCAGUGUAUACACGCAUGGGUGCGUCAGAUAAUAUGAUGCGAGGCGAAAGUACAUUUAUGGUGGAACUGCAUGAGACGUCUGAUAUCAUGAAGCAUGCUACAGAGAGAUCGCUGGUGAUCCUGGAUGAAUUGGGAAGGGGAACGAGUACGCAUGAUGGACAGGCCAUUGCUUAUGCAGUGUUGGAUUAUUUCAUCACGCGCAUAAGAGCCAUGACAUUGUUUGUUACACAUUAUCCAUGCAUUGGGCAGUUGGAGACGGAAUAUCCACAUAACGUCAGGAAUUGUUAUAUGAGUUACUUGGAGCAGGAUGAAUCGAAUAUUGUGUUUUUGUACAAGUUGGUGGAUGGUAUAGCUCAGGACAGUUAUGGGUAA